This is a messenger RNA of Daktulosphaira vitifoliae (grape phylloxera), 3012 nucleotides long. Its product is annotated as coiled-coil domain-containing protein 39-like. Gene Ontology annotation, cellular component: axoneme. Lineage: Eukaryota; Metazoa; Arthropoda; Insecta; Hemiptera; Phylloxeridae. The transcript is spliced from 14 exons. The record is from RefSeq and is a predicted model, not a curated record. Gene Ontology annotation, biological process: cilium movement; cilium-dependent cell motility; inner dynein arm assembly. The coding region runs from base 78 to 2516 and encodes 812 amino acids.
UACAAAGAUGUUUGCAUAAGGCGACAUUUAGACUUAAUGAAUUAUAAAAAGUUUUUUUGAAACUAGAACUGGAUAUUAUGAAUGAUAAUGUCUGUAUUAUAGGUUUAUUAAUUAUAAAAGAUGAAUUAUCAAACAGCACAAAACAAAUAGAAAAACUAAAAGAAACAACAGAUUGGGGUGAAGAAACUCUUAUAUCUUGGAAUGCUGAUUUGUCAAAGCAAACUAUGGACAUGAAUUUACUCGACUCGUACAAUUUUAAGGAUAAUAAUCGUUUUAAAGAACUAGAACUAAAAAGACAAGUAUUACAACGAACUGCAAUUGAAAAAGAAAAUACUAUCGAAAAAGAAGUGAACGUUUUACUUCAAAUUGAAACAGAAUUAGAAAAAUUAUCCAAACUCACUAAACAAGCUGAAAAAGAAAAAGAUCGAUUACUUGAACAAUGGGAAAUAGCAGCUAAUUAUUUUAAUUCUAAUAAUGAAAAUAUGCAAAGUACGGUGCAGGAGACUCAAAAAAUCAAUGAAAAUGCUCGAAAAAUGUACAGUAAGAUGAAAGAAGAUAAACAAGUAUAUGAAGACUAUUUUGAGAAAAAUGAGGAACUUCAGUUUGAAUUGUCUAAUAUUAGUAAAUCAAUUAAUGAACUAAAGGUAUCCACAAUUAAAAAACAAGAAAGUUCUAAUCACAUGUUAUCUGAGGUGUUCGCAUCUCGUAUUUUACUCAGUAAAUUAAGCAAUAAGUUAUCAAAUGAAAGAAGCAAACGAAAGCACCUCCAUGAAAAAGUAAACAGUUUAAACAAACAAAUCAAACGAAAAAAAAAUGAAAUAGAAAUUUUAGAGCAAAAUUCUAUAAAUACUAGAAAUAAAUCAAUGACUAAUGAAGAACGAUUGAAUGCAUUAGAAAAAAUAUUUGAAGAACAACAAAAAUUAUCAAAUAAACUGUUGCUUGAUAAUGAUAAACUUCAAACCACAUCAUUUUAUAAUUCUUCUGAAGUGAAAAAAUUAAAGGCUAAAAUUGAUCUCAUGAAACUUCAGUUGGAACGAAAUAAUGAUACGCUAUUGGGAUUCGCUAGAGAUGAAUUAAAACUGGGACAACAAAUAAUGGAUAAAAAAGAAAUAUUGUACAAUUUAAGCUUUCAAUUAGAAAUUAUAAGCAGUAAAAUGACCGAAGUUGAAGGAAACUUAGACAUACAUACAUUACAAGAACAUCAAGACCAAUUGUUUAAUUUAAGAUCAGAACUUAAUCGUGCCACUGAAUAUCAAAACCAACUUGACAAACAGCUUAAAAUGGCAGAAAAUGAAUGUCAUUAUCUUACAAAGGAAGUAGAAAAAUUUCAAACUGAACUACAAGUUCUUCAAAAGCGCAAUCAAGAAAUGGAUAUUCGCAAUUUUGGAGAUAUUAAAGAAAUUCAACAGUUAAAAGAUCAAAAUCAGCAAUGUCAUAUGGAAGAGUUGUUGCUUAAAUUAAAAGUAGCACAAAUUAAAAAAAUAAUGGAUGAUGAAUGCGAGAAAGCAUUUUCGUUAUCAAAACAACGAGAAGAACUAACUGCAGAUAUAAAUUUAAGAAAAGCUGAGGUCACAGCUAUUUUAGAACGCCUAAACGGCGAAAAAAAAAUUUUAAUGGACGAUAAAUCAUUGAAUAAACGACAAUUAGAUUUUGUUAUUCAAAAGAUUAACCAAAAACAAAAUAAAUAUGACAUUCUUUUAGCAUCCAUAGGAACAAACAGUCAUUCUUUUACUAUUAGUGAAUAUCACAUUAGAAUCUCGCAAGAAAAGCUAGAACUUCAGGAAAUAGGUGAUGAUUUAGAUAAUCGAGUACAAAAACUUGAAAAUGAAGUGAGAGCAAUGGAAAACACUUUACAUGUGUUGAACACAACUAAUAGAUGUUAUAAAACCAGUUUAUCGUACAUGGACCCUGAAAGUUCUGAAUAUAAAGAAAAAACUCGUUUAAAAGAAAUACAUAAUAACAUAAAAAGCUCAAUUAAACAAAAUAAUAAAAACAUAAUUGAAAUUAAACGCCAAAUAGAAGAUUUAAAAAUGAAAAACCAAGAAACUGAAAAUGAGCUAAAUAAUACUACGACAUUACUUGAUAGUAAACGUAUAAAUUUAAAGAGAGUCUUGAAAGAUAUCGAGGGACAAAAUUUAAAAUUGGAACGUGUAGAAAGUACAAUUCGAUGUAGUUUAAAUGGUCUUGAAAAAAAAUAUCACGGUGACAAUGAAAAAAUUAAGAUCUUAGACCAUAUUAAGAAAGAUGUCAAGCUUAGAUUGUUGAAAAAAAUUAAUAAAACUUCUUUGGAAAUAUUGUCUGAAAUGUCUAUCCGGUACAUAGAAUUAGAACCAACAGCUAAACAGUAUUUAUCUGAAAAAAAUUUAACAUUACCAACUAUUUCUAAUCUUAUGUCAUUUCCGUCAUCUUUAAAAAUUAAAUCAAAUUGUGAAUCAAGCUCUAUAUCAUUAUCUAAUUCCUCAAUCAGCCAUUCUAGCAUUAAAGAAAAAAGUACGAAUUUAUUUGUGGAGAAGUAAGAUAUUGGAAAUAAGGAUUUCAUAAAAAUUUAUAUCAUAAAUAGAAGUAAAAUUAGUGUAUCUUCAAAAUUUAUUUUAAAAUAAUUCUAAUUCUUAAUAAUUUAUAGUAAUUAAUCCUUUCAAACCUGAAUUUUUAUUUUUAGUUGAAAUUACUCAUUCUUUUAACAAUGGGUGACCCAAGAAUAGACUUAAAAAUAAUUUUCAGAAAAAAAUAUUACUUUUAUUUUCCAUGCUUACACUAAUAUUCGAUCAAAAUUUAAGAAAAUGCUAGAAACAAAAUAGUGAUCAGAGAGUCUGAAAGUUUUUAAAGUUGUUAUAAUUUAAUUCUAUUUUAGUCAUCUAUUUUAGGUAUUUCAAGCAUGGAACCUUAAUAAAUUAAUCUUAAUAAGUUAAUGCAUAUGAUUAAUUGUAUUUUUCGUUAAAAAUAUAUUUUUAAUUGUAAUUUUUUAUGUAAAUUGUUUAUCAAAAUUAAAAAGUAUUCGAAAAAUAUGUCAAA